AUGAUUAUCAGGCAGGUCAAUGAAUUGGUCACGAAUGCUAGCAAGGAUACACUGGGAACAGCUGCGAUGCUCAGUAUUGAAGAAGAAGCCGAGCACCUUCUGAAUGUUGAUGUUGACCUAUACAACCGAUAUGUUCGCACUCAAGGAGGCUCUGAAGCAUCUUGGCUUCAAACAGUUAUAAAAAGUGGUACAGCGAGCGACCGAAUGACGGCCAUGCAGCUUCAGGUAUAUCCCCAAUUACGGCGUUAA
Molecule: messenger RNA, 249 nt
Organism: Cylicostephanus goldi
Lineage: Eukaryota; Metazoa; Nematoda; Chromadorea; Rhabditida; Strongylidae
Source: the annotation of a GenBank genome assembly